CCUCCGCCCGACCCCUCCAUCCGCCAUCCUAAUCCCCGGGACCCGAGAGGAGACGGGAAGAUGGCAGAGAGGCUGGAAUGGGUGGAAAUCAUCGAGCCUCGUACACGGGAGUGUAUGUACGCCAAUCUCAUCACUGGGGAGUGCGUGUGGGACCCGCCGUCCGGAGUGCGGAUUAAGCGCACCAACGAGAACCAGUGGUGGGAACUGUUUGACCCGAAUACCUCGCGCUUCUACUACUACAAUGCCAGUACUCAGAGGACUGUGUGGCACCGGCCACAAAACUGUGAUAUUAUCCCGCUGGCCAAGCUGCAGACCCUGAAACAGAACACGGAGUCGCCCCGGGCCUCUACCGAGAACAGCCCGGGGAGGGGCAGUAAUGUCAGCCGAGAGGGCAGCACCAGCUCUUCUCUGGAGCAGGAACUGGACGCCGGGGAAAAGUGCUCCGACCAGCUCAAGUCGAAUCGCCACUCAGCGCCGUACUUUGUGGUGAAAGAGGACUCGGACAGGACAUCAUCUCUCAGAUGGAACACGGGCACCAAAGAACGAAUGUUGAUCAAAGUUACGGAUCGGGAGCCGAGCUUUCUGAUGCACCAGGGGAAUGGAUACACUACUGACAAUGCCCAGGGCACCCGGUCCCGCCGGCCAUCGGGGGGGCAGCCUUCCCCCAUCAUGCAGACGUUUUCUGUAGACACGGACAAUUCUGUCUUCUUCCCCGAAAGAAAAUCCUCACCGUAUUUAAAAAGAGCGGAACAUGUUGGCUCUUGCUCGCCGCUCCUUGGGCGAGGCGAAUCAUUCUGCACGUUACAAUCUCAACACCGAAAGCACUCGAAUGAGUCCCAACCUUCUUCCCCACGCUAUGCGUACGAGCCCCCGCUGUACGAAGAACCUCCCAUGGAGUACCAGGCUCCCAUCUACGACGAACCGCCCAUGGAAAUGCAGUUCGACAGCAGUGGCAAUUACCGGGCAAUGUCCCCUCAAAAGUCACCUGUACGCAAGUCACACGGCUACCUACAGUCCCCCAAACAGGUCUCCAACUCUCCAUACCAACAGCUUGUGUUGACCAAACAGAAGUGCUCUGACAGGUUCAUGAGCUUGGACUACAGCCCAGCUGGCAAGGAGUACGUGAGGCAGUUGGUCUAUGUAGAACAGUCAGGGUCCAGCCCAAAGAUGAAAACGGGUAUCCGGCAUAAAUACACACCUAAUACCAUUGGUGGGUCUUACUCCUUGCAGCACAAUCCACCCUAUAUGAGGGACCAUCGUCUGGAGGUGAAGUCUGGAGACUACAGCAGCAUGGAUAACGCAGAUCUGCGGCUCAACCAACAACAACAGCAGCAACAGCAGUUUCAUUCAGAAGAUUCCAUGUCUUGGUCCAGUCAGCAGGACAGCAUGUCCUCUACGAGCUACUCCCCCAACACAAGAAAACGGAAAAGCAGGAAACCGUCCUUGUCCCAGGAACCAAACUCUGCUCCCGGUGAUGUUACCGCGGAGAGGGAGCAAAUGAAUGAGCAUAGUAUGGUGGAGGAAAGGCCUUCAUCGAUGCCCAACAGGCCGCUGAUGAGCCGGACAGAGAGCCGGUCGUCGGAGUCCGAUAUGCACCGCGGCUCUCCCGAAACCUUUAUGGCCCAGGCCCGGCUGGCUUGGGAGGCCCAACAGGCCCAUUUCCACAUGAAGCAGAGGAGCAGCUGGGACUCUCAGAAAGAUGGCUCUGGCUAUGAGAGCGACGGUGCCGUGCCUCUACCUAUGCCCGGCCCUGUGGUCAGAGCCUUCAGUGAGGACGAGGCGCUGGCACAGCAGGACGGCAAAUACUGGAAGAGAAACCCCUUCGAUAAGCUCGGAUUCCCACAAAUAUUACUGGAAAAAAGUGUGUCUGUUCAAACCAAUCUGGCCUCACCGGAGCCGUACUUACACCCAUCUCAGUCGGAGGACCUCGGUGCCUGCGCCCAGUUCGAGAACAGCCGCAACAACAGGAACAUGAUGCCCAGCUCCAGCUGCGUCUUCCCCACCUUCACCCUGAGGAAGCCGUCGUCCGAGACCGACAUCGAGAACUGGGCCUCCAAGCACUUCAACAAGCACACGCAGGGCUUGUUCCGGCGGAAGGUCUCCAUCGCCAACAUGCUGGCCUGGAGCAGCGAGUCCAUCAAGAAGCCCAUGAUCAUGACCUCCGACCGCAAUGUGAAGAAAGAAGCUUGCGAGAUCUUCAAGCUCAUCCAGAUGUACAUGGGCGACCGGAGGGCCAAGACCGACCAGCUCAACGUAGCUUUAGAGGUCGCCACCAAGGGAUGGAGCAUGCAGGGGUUGAGGGACGAGCUGUACAUCCAACUGUGCCGUCAGACCACCGAGAACUUCCGCUACGAGAGCCUGGCUCGGGGCUGGGAAUUAAUGACCAUCUGUUUGGCUUUUUUUCCACCGACUCCAAAGUUUCACUCUUACUUGGAAGGAUAUAUCUAUCGGCACAUGGACCCGGUGCAUGAUACUAAAGGGGUGGCCAUCAGCACCUACGCCAAAUACUGCCACAGGAAGCUCCAGAAAGCCGCCUUGAUGGGAGCCAAAAAGGGACUGAAGAAACCGAACAUCGAAGAGAUCAAGCACGCCCGCAAUGCCGUCUUCAGCCCCUCCAUGUUCGGCAGCUCCUUGCAGGAGAUCAUGAGUAUGCAGAAGGAGAAGUACCCGGAGCGGCAGCUUCCCUGGGUGCAGACCCGGCUGUCCGAGGAGGUGCUGGCACUGAACGGAGAUCAGACCGAGGGCAUCUUCAGGGUCCCCGGUGACAUUGAUGAAGUGAACGCGCUGAAGCUGCAGGUUGAUCAGUGGAAGAUCCCCACCGGACUGGAAGACCCGCACGUUCCAGCCUCCUUAUUGAAGCUCUGGUACCGGGAACUGGAGGAGCCGCUCAUCCCACAUGAGUUCUACAAACAAUGCAUCACUCACUACGAGAACCCCGAAGCGGCCAUCGAUGUCAUCCAUUCACUUCCUAAACUGAACAAGAUGGUGCUGUGCUACCUCAUCCGCUUUCUACAGGUAUUUGUACAGCCGGCCAACGUGGCCAUCACGAAGAUGGACGUCAGUAACCUGGCCAUGGUCAUGGCGCCCAACUGUCUACGCUGCCAGUCGGAUGACCCCCGUAUCAUCUUUGAGAACACCAGGAAGGAGAUGUCCUUUAUCCGGGCCUUAAUCCAGCACCUGGACACCAGCUUCAUGGAGGCGGUCCUAUAG
Molecule: messenger RNA, 3210 nt
Organism: Nanorana parkeri
Lineage: Eukaryota; Metazoa; Chordata; Amphibia; Anura; Dicroglossidae
Gene: ARHGAP39
Product: Rho GTPase activating protein 39
Exons: 9
Coding region: 61-3210 (1049 amino acids)
Biological process (GO): signal transduction
Cellular component (GO): cytoplasm; cytoskeleton
Molecular function (GO): protein binding; GTPase activator activity
Source: RefSeq, a predicted model, not a curated record